AUGAGUGAAUCUGAUCUAGAGGGCGGGUCCUUCACCGCAACCACUGCAGCGAAACUACUCCCGCAUGUGAACACCAAUACAGAUACAAAUACAGAUACAAAUACGAAUACGGAUAUCAAUAUUGCCCCAACUCCGAAUAAGGCGGAGCGUGAGUUCACUGCAACGGUACUACUUGGCUUUACAGCAAGGGAAAUGUCGCCGUUGGCAAAGCGGCCGGAGGAUUAUGAUUGCAACAGCGAGACGACCAACAGAAAUCAUAUAAUGGACUUGGCAACACCGUUGAUAACAACAGCAAGUGAUUGUCAUUACUCCCACUACACACAGGGGGGUGAGAGUGAGAGUGCUCCAUCACCGAUGCCGACAGCACCUACAGCCAACACAGAUGCCUCACCACCGCCUUGUAUGCCUGAGGGAUAUCAUUAUCAUCAUCAUCGUCAUCAUAAGAGCCAUAAUAAUAAUAAUAAUAAUAAUAAUAAUAAUAAUAAUAACAACAACAAUGAGAGUCAUCACAAGAGUGAGGGCACCACAGCAGUCGGAGUAACAAGCAUUACAACACCAGCAAAGAAAGAUAACACAGAUACGGAGUCUCCAUUACCGUUGCGGGUACCAGAUCCAUCUCCUAUUGCUACAAAUACGAAUAAUGGGUAUACUGGUACACCAAUGGGAUGUGAGGAUUGUUCUUCUUUUCGGGAGGAAACAAUAAUGGAAGAAAGCAGCAUCCGACGAUCUGCAGCACAGUCCAUGUUGGGAACAGGCCCAACGGAUCUUUCUCUGCGUUGGGACAGCAGUGCAAUGGGACAGACUGUCAUGUUGGGACAAAGUGCGAUGCGAUGGAUGCACUCCAUGUCACCUUCCAUUGCUCCUCCAGUCCCAGUCAGCACUACUCCAAUAAACAAUAAUAAUAAUAAUAAUAAUAAUAAUAAUAAUAAUAAUAAUAAUAAUAAUAAUAAUAAUAAUAACAGCAAUGAAAACAAGCAGAGGACUGUUAAUGAUGGGCAGGAGGCCUAUUCGGAAAGGACAAGUGAGACAGACAAGAAAGAGAUGAGUAAACAGGAAUCAAGUGUUGCGGAACCUCCAGCAAAUACCAUACACGACAGUAAACAUCUAUGGAAACGUGUACAACUUGUUUCCCUCUCACCCGCUAAUGUUCACAGUGAGAGUCCAUUGCCGGUGGCGCCUGUUAACACAACGCCUCUGUUAUCACCACCCGAGGGAAGUCGCAGUGCUUCUCGACCACAGCGCAUCUCCACAACAGACAAUACUACUAAUACUAUGAGUACAGAUGGAGGUUACUACCAUAUCUCCAACUCUGAGGAGAAUAAGAAUAAUAAGAAUACCACACAUAUGAAUACAGAUGAUAACAACAGUGUUUCCUCUGCUUCUGUAAUGCCGCAGCGAGAGAAGAGUCCUUCACGGCCUGCGUCUAGUGUACACUCCGCAUCUGAGGUCUCAUGGCGGAUGAAUGUUUCACUCAUGUCAGGCAGUUUGUCUUUUCGUCCACCUGUUGGGAGUGUAAAUACCACAGAUCUCCCAAAGGCCUCUCCACUCGCAUUCGAUGGAUCUCUUCAACAAGGGGACACACCAAAGUCUUCCACAAGCACUAAUCCCACAACAAAGACAAAGAAGCCAAGACCACGGCAUUUGAAUAAUACACAAGGAAUACCAGUAACAGUUGGAGGAUCUUCUGCUGCCGCAUCCUCCUCUUUGCAAUUCUCUACAACCUUCUGUGGACGACGUUCAAGUCUCGUUGGGGGAAUUCCACUCUCUCGUGGUGUGUUGGGUCAUGCCAGCAGCAGCAACAACAGUAACAACAGUGGGAGUAACAACACUAUUUCUACUACUACUACUAUUACUACACCAACUAACAUGAGCAACAACAGCAGCUUGCGACGCUCUUCUUUGAAUGGACAAAUCUUUUCAGACCCGCAUAACACCAAUGCUUUGACACGACAAAAGGGACCCACAACAGUGGUACCUGACACUGGUGUAUUUCAACCCUGGUCUCCUCUUACCGUUGAUCAAGAGAGUUCAACAACUACAACUACAACUACGAAUACUGCAACUGCUACUGCUACUGAUAUGAACGACUGGGUGCCACUGGGGCACCUUAAUGAAACCCCAGUGACGAUCAGUGAAAUGAGUGACAGUACCAUUCAAAAGAGUCUCAAUACAGAUAUUAGUGAGGAUGAAAGAAGAAAGAGUGGUGCCCCUCCACGCCCUGAGACAGUAGAUCUCGGUUUCAGUGUAAACGAGGAUGGUGGAUUUUCAUUUCGCAGUGUGAAUACCAUGACCACGAUGAUGGAGGCAACUCUUCUUGAUAUGCAAUUUCAGGAGGCCUCCAUUUCAGUGGCAGCCACAUCGCCUGCUUCUGAGGCCUUUCUUGCAAACCACAAGGGAGGAAAACAAACACAACAGCAACAACAAGAAGAGACGACUUCAACGAAUGAAGGGAAAUACUGUGAAAAAGAAGACUCUCCAGUGCCGGCUGCAUUCUCAGACGUGACUGGUGAUGCAGUGUGCAAUCGUCGUCAACCUUCUCUGCGAAACCGAUCACCCUCUCGACUGAAUGAAGAGGGAAUUGUUUCUGGUAAACAGAUGGCUGCUGUUACUAUUGCUGAUCCUGCUUCUUCUUCUUCUGCUCCUUCCAAUGCUGUGGGGGCAACAGAUACUCAUGCCCAGGCAUUGUGA
Messenger RNA from Trypanosoma theileri, 2688 nucleotides. RefSeq lists its product as uncharacterized. The transcript has a single exon. Bases 1 to 2688 code for a protein of 895 amino acids. NCBI's taxonomy places the organism in Eukaryota, Euglenozoa, Kinetoplastea, Trypanosomatida, Trypanosomatidae. The record is from RefSeq and is a predicted model, not a curated record.